Chaetomium strumarium is the source of this 2056-nucleotide messenger RNA. RefSeq lists its product as uncharacterized. Lineage: Eukaryota; Fungi; Ascomycota; Sordariomycetes; Sordariales; Chaetomiaceae. The transcript has 3 exons. The coding region runs from base 217 to 1914 and encodes 565 amino acids. The record is from RefSeq and is a predicted model, not a curated record. Gene Ontology annotation, molecular function: flavin adenine dinucleotide binding; oxidoreductase activity, acting on CH-OH group of donors.
CAUCUUCUUCCACUCAUGAAACAUCCCCGCGUAAGAUCCGGCGUCGUUGCUACGUCAGGUAGGUUACAGGUACUAGUUCGGUAAUUGUUGCGGUGUAUGGACGGAGUAUCCCCCCACAUCAACUGGGCUUCCGGUCUAAAAUAAAGCGCGAUGGCGGCUCUUUGACAAACAAACAAACGACAACGACGGGAAGUCAGCAGGAAAUUUGAUCUCAGGAUGGCGUCCGAAUAUGACUUUGUGGUGGUUGGAGGCGGGCCGGCUGGCUGUGCACUGGCGUAUGGCCUCGUCCACUCCGCCAAAAAGCCCAAGGUUCUGCUGCUCGAGGCCGGCGGGAAGAAUACCGACCCAAACCUCCGGGUUGACGGGCAGCGCUGGCUGACCUUCACGAACAAGGACGUGAACUGGGGCUAUAAAACAACGCCCCAGACGCACUGCGACGACCGCGUGCUCGACUAUUCCCGAGGUUUCGGGCUCGGCGGAUCCAGCGCCAUCAACUUCGGCGUCUUCACCAUCGGCGCCCGCGACGACUACGAGGAGUGGGCCCGCAUCGUCGGGGACGAUGCCUUCGGCUGGGAGCCCGUCCAGGCCCGCCUCAAGCAGCUGGAGACCUUCCACUCCGCCCUUCCCGGGGGUGUGAGCAGCAAGUAUGCGGCGCCCAAGGCGUCGGACCACGGCUCGUCCGGCCCUCUGCAUGUUGGAUUCCCCAAGGAGUGCGAGGCCGACCUCGUGCCGCUGCUGGACGCCUUCGAGCAGGCCGGAUACCCGCUGAAUCCGGACCACAACUCGGGCGACCCCCUCGGCAUGUCGCUGCUGAUCAGCUCGGCAUACCAGGGAAAGCGCUCCACGGCGCACGACCUGCUGGUGCCGUGCCCCGACAACCUCACCGUCCUGACCGAGUCGCCUGUGCAGCGCGUCCUAUUGGAGGGCAAAAGGGCCGUCGGCGUGGAGUCCAACGGGAAGCGGUACCUGGCGUCCAAGGAGGUCAUCCUGACAGCGGGCGCGCUCGACACGCCACGGAUCCUGAUGCACUCGGGCAUUGGACCCAAGGAGCAGCUGGAGAAGUACAACAUCCCCGUGAUCCACCACUCCCCGGCGAUUGGGCAAGGUCUCCGGGACCACGCCUUCUGCCCGCUGGUCUACACCCGCACGGAAACCAGCACGGCGCGGGCCAGCUUCUACGGCGACCAAGCCGCCAUGGACGCCGCGCUGGAGGAGUGGAAGACGCACGGCACGGGGCCGUGGACCAAGUUCGCCACCGAGAUGGCCAUCGGCUUCCUCAAGCUACCCUCGCUCCCUUCCUCCCCGGAGUUCCAGUCCCUCCCCGCGUCCGAGCAGCGGUACCUAACCUCCCCCACAGUCCCGCACACCGAAAUCUUCACGCACUUCCCCAUCCACUGGUUCCUCCCGGGCUUCCGCAACGAGGACCUCAACUACUCGUGCAUACUGGUCUUCCUGUACAACGCGCAGUCGCGCGGCACCGUCACGCUGCAGUCGGCCGAUCCCGACGUGCCCCUGCUGUUUGAUCCCAAGUUCCUCGCGCACCCCUUCGACCGCCGCGCCGCGGUCGAGUCGCUGCGCGAGGUGCUGAAGUUCACCAGGACGGAGGCGUACGCCAGGGAUACCCUCGGCACGGUGGCCGCGCCGCCGGAAGAUGCCGAUGACGAGGCGCUGCUGGCCUACUGGAAGCAGACUAUUGGCUCGAGCUGGCAUAUGACGGGCACUGUGAAGAUGGGUAAGGCUGGGGAUGAGGAUGCUGCGGUCGAUAAGGAUUUCAAGGUCAUGGGGGUGCAGGGGUUGAGGGUGGCUGAUAUGAGCGUGGUGCCGGUCCUGGCGAGCUGCCAUGUCCAGGCUGUUGCGUAUAUCACCGGCGCCACGUGUGCGGAGAAGCUGGUGAAGGAGUAUGGGCUGGCGUAAAGAGACUUUGUCUUGCAACUGGUGUAUCUCGCCUGUUUUGGUUGCAAGGGCGCUUGCAAUUGCUUGUGACAGGCCAGCUACCUUUGUAGUUGAAUAUUAUCGAGGUCUUUGAUAGCGAGUCGAAAUACCAUUUUCACUUCCA